Brassica napus (rape) is the source of this 2345-nucleotide messenger RNA. Its product is annotated as transcription termination factor MTERF2, chloroplastic. The transcript has 2 exons. The record is from RefSeq and is a predicted model, not a curated record. Gene Ontology annotation, molecular function: double-stranded DNA binding. Gene Ontology annotation, cellular component: chloroplast. The coding region runs from base 240 to 1478 and encodes 412 amino acids. NCBI's taxonomy places the organism in Eukaryota, Viridiplantae, Streptophyta, Magnoliopsida, Brassicales, Brassicaceae. Gene Ontology annotation, biological process: chloroplast organization; regulation of DNA-templated transcription.
ACAUGUGUGCAGUUUUCAAAAAACACCUAAAACGGCACGCAAGGUGUGCCUAGUUACUCCAUGAUGAUCGAGAUUGACGAAGCGAACGACGAAGGGCUUAUAAUCUGCUCAUAAACCCUAAUUUUUCGAUAUAUUUUAAUAUUCCAUCGUUUUCUCGGAUUCGAUCAGACAGAUCGCUGGAAUCGGUUCAACUCCUGUGGUUCUGUGUUUCUUUUCCGGUUCGGUAAUUGUCAUCCAUCAUGUAUUCUUUGACACUCCAUGGAAGAAGUUUAGUACAGUUGCAGAAAUGGCGUAGCUUUGGUGUUUCAGUCACCCUUUUCCAAAAUACAUCCACUUCCGUUGAUGUGAGCCCUAGAGAUGGUCCAAAAGGUAAGAACUUUACUGUCUCUUACCUCGUUGGUUCACUGGGUUUAGCUACAAAACUCGCUGAGUCGAUCUCGAGAAGAGUCAGCUUCGAGGACAGGGGCAAUCCCGAUUCCGUUCUGAGUCUUUUCAGGAGUCAUGGUUUCACAGAUUCUCAGAUCUCCACCAUCAUUACGGAUCACCCACGAUUGCUUUUACUAGACGCUGAGAAAUCACUUGCUCCCAAGCUUAAUUCCCUGCAGUCUAGAGGAGAUGAGCUCACUGAGAUCGUUUCAAAACUUCCCAAAAUCUUGGAUAAGAGACAAGGCAGAUCUAUCAACCUCUACUAUGAUCUUGUCAAAGACAUUGUAGAAGCUGAUAAGAGUUCCAAGAAGUCAUGGCCAGAUGGUAGGCGGGGGAACAAAAUCAGAAACGUUUUGGUUUUGAGAGAUUUGGGCAUGCCUCAGAAGCUGUUCUUGCCCUUGCUUAUCUCCCUUGCCGAACCCGUCUGCGGAAAACAGAGAUUUGAAGCAUCCCUCAAGAAGGUCGUCGAGAUGGGUUUUGAUCCCACAACCUCAAAGUUUGUCACAGCUCUGCGCAUGCUUUACCAAAUGAGCGACAAGACGAUUCAAGAGAAAGUUGCAGUCUAUAAAUGUGUAGGCUUCACUGUAGAAGCUAUAUGGGAGAUGUUCAGAAAGUAUCCAUUCUCUCUGGCUUACUCUGAGAAGAAGAUAAUAAACGCAUUUGAAACGUUUCUAGGCCUAGGAGUGACUAGAGACGAGUUCGCUACGAUGGUCAUGAGCAGUCCUCAGUGCAUUGGGUUUUCUGCAGAGGCGUUGAAGAGAAAGACUGAGUUUCUAGUGAAGAAGAUGAAUUGGCCACUAAAGGCCCUGGUUUUGCGCCCUCAGGUGUAUAACUACAGCAUGGAGAAAAUGAUUGUGCCAAGGAGUAACGUAAUCGGAGCUCUAAUGUCCAGAAGGUUGCUCAGAGAUGGAGUAAAUGAACAACCCCCUCCGCUCCCGUCGGUUUUUGCAUGUACGGACCAGGCGUUUUUAAACAGGUAUGUGCUCAAGGUAGAGGACGAGGAGCUUGUGGCUGAGCUGAUGGCUAUCUUCAGUGGAGACUGUGCUUCAUAGAUCUUGAUGACAAUGGGUGAGAAUAAACAGGAGAAUGCAGUCAGAAAUACAUGUCUCAGAAGCUGUUAUUCUCGUUGCUCAUCUCUGAUCAACAUGUCUGCUGUCAAAAAGAAAGAUUUAAAGGUUAUCGAGGAUGGUUUUGAUCCGGCAACUUUAAAGUUUGUCCAAGCUCUGCAGGUUGCUUACAGAACCGGCAACAGAACAAUAGAAGAGAAAGACAAUAAUGCCUAUAAAUAGUUACGUUUGGUUUUGGGAGAUGUAUGGGAAAUGCUCAAGAAUUGUCCACACUCUCUGACAUAAUCUGAGAAUAAGAUUACUCAGAGGUUUGAAACCCUGAAGAAGUGUGGCCUACUUCAAGACGGGGUCAGCUCAAUGUUCAAGAAGUUUCUACAGUGUAUAGGGAGUUUCAGAGUAGAAGAUAGAUAAUUCCAUUGAAACAUUUCUAGGCCUAUGAUUCAGCAGAGAUGAGUUUGUGACGUUUGGUCAAGUGCCGCCAUCCUCGGUGUCUUAAUCAUUUUGCAGAGAACUGGCCACUAAAGCCCCUGGUUUCGCACCCUAAGGUAUUUGGAUGCAACCUGGAGAUGAGAAAGCCCUCAUGCCCAAAGUAUUGCUCAGAACUGAAUUACCACCACUACGGUCUGUUUUGUUGGACACUGAUGAGCUGUUCCUUAAAAAGUAUGUGAAGAAGCAUGAUGACAAGGAGGUUGUGGCUGAGUUAAUGAUGAAUAUCUUCACCGCAGAUAUUUGCUUCAUAUAUCAGAAGGCUUGGUAAGGACCCUUUUUUUGUUUAUGUUAAUUUUAUAUUUGUUGCUGAAUCUUUUGCCGUUGAAGAAGAGCUUUAAUCUAUAACUGCCUAAGCUUUACUCA